UACUCUCCUACAUACAGUGGGACUAGGGGCGGACUGACAACUCAUGGGGCCCCCAGGCAAUAGGGGAUCAUGGGGCCCCUGUGUCCUUGCCCAAACUCAAAAAAGCCUAUAAAAAAAGGUACCAGGGGCAUCUCAUGGGGCCCCCUAUUGACCCCGGGCAUGGGGUGCAGUGCCCGAGUUUCCAAAUGGUCAGUCCGCCCCUGAGUGGGACCAUGGUGAGCAAAAGUAGCCACCCUCUAACAGGAAGUUAUAGCAGCAAAAAAAAUUGGACAUUUGGUGUAUCUAAGAGCAAAAGAAGGGACUUUUAUGAGUUAUAAAUACAUACUUUAAUAGAUUUUUUAUUU
Messenger RNA from Staurois parvus, 344 nucleotides. Lineage: Eukaryota; Metazoa; Chordata; Amphibia; Anura; Ranidae. The record is from the annotation of a GenBank genome assembly.